AUGGCCAAGCAAGCACUACAUACGAUAUACGAGAUAAAGAAGGUGGUAGACGGGCCAAAAAUUGUGGAAGAAAAGGGCAAGAAGAUCAGGCUAUACAAAGUCCGGUGGCAGUAAGUCUUUCCAAUAUUAGAAGGUUUCGAGAUUUAGACACAACCAAUGAUAAUGAUCUUGUAGAGACACGUAUGAGCCCGAAGACAACCUGCCAAAGCGGGAGAUCCAGCUGUAUCGAUCUAAAAUGAAGGUAUGGAUUGUUAGAAGAGGGGUUUUUAGCAAGAUUUUGUAAUAAAACCUAUAGCAAAACCUUUUCAGAGAAAUGUGACAGUCCUCGGGCCGGUCAGCACAAGAACGAGUACAAAUGGAACUCUGAAGAAUAUGAAUUUUGCCGUUGAAUAGUAAGCCCCUUAUCCAGUUAUUGAUAAAUCUUUUCUAGCGAUGAGCACGUAUACGUUUAUCCCUACAAGAAGCUGAAAACAGAUUACAAAGAUGAGUUAAUCGAGUAUUUUGAGAAAUGCUCACGGGCAGUAACAGGCGAUGACGCAGAGUCCACGUGUACGAGGAGUUCCUCCAGCUCCUGA
Bursaphelenchus xylophilus (pine wood nematode) is the source of this 575-nucleotide messenger RNA. The record is from the annotation of a GenBank genome assembly. Lineage: Eukaryota; Metazoa; Nematoda; Chromadorea; Rhabditida; Aphelenchoididae.